UUUUCAUCAAAAAGUGAACAUCAUUCACUCAUUCAAUUUUCUGUGCAAAAAAAUGUCUUUUACAGCGAAAAAUCGAUAACAAAAAUAAAAAAUAAGGCGAAGAAACUUAUCGUGUAUUCAAAAUCAGAAAUUUUCGCGGCUUAAUAGUAAAAAGGUUACCAACCGAGUGCAGUUUAUUCUCACCUGACAGCUGUCAAGUUUACAUAAUUUUAAGGUUAGGAUUCCUUAAUAUCUCUUAAAAAUGUUUUCGAGAAAGAUCGUCGGUAAAAUAUUGAUACCUGCAGCUGUCUUAGUCUCCGAAAAAGGAAAAGAAAUGAAAUGUUGCAAACCCAGCGAAUUACCCAUUUAUACAAGUGAACCACCCCCAGAACCCAAAAGAAUUAUGAGAGACCCACCAACUAAAGUAGAACAAGAAAUUGGAAAUGUUCGAAGACAAAUUGUUUCAUUGUCAAGUCAAUUAACAGCAAUUCAAGAUUACGCUGUUGAUGCAGUUGAAGAAGCUUGGUGUGAAUGUGAAGGAGUGAUUGAGUACCUUCAACAAGAAGAUAACACAACACCUCGAUAUGGUGCUAUAGCUGUGGGUGGUUUAGCCGGUUUUAUUCUUGGUUUACGUGGUGGAAAAUUUAGAAAGCUCCUUUUUACAACAAUUGGAGCUUUAGGAAUGGCAGCGGUUUGUUAUCCAACUGAAGCUGCUGAAUACUCAGAACAAAUCAAAGAGGAGGCAAUUCAAUAUUUUAGAAUUGCAUAUAACUUUUAUCAUGGAGUUAAAAAAGAUGAUCCACCAUUAGAAUUACCAUCAUUGCCAUCUUUACCAAGUAUUCCAAAAAAUUUUUCAGAAUUUAUGAACUUAUUUUCCAGUAGUUCUAAUAAAAAUUCUGAUUCUUCAGUUAUAGGAGACAAGAAAGAAAGUUCGGUAAAAGAAACGGAAGCAAAGACUGCAGGAUAAUUUACUAAAUGGACUAAUAAUUAAACGGGAAUAAAUAGUUGCUUAAAAA
Molecule: messenger RNA, 995 nt
Organism: Onthophagus taurus
Lineage: Eukaryota; Metazoa; Arthropoda; Insecta; Coleoptera; Scarabaeidae
Gene: Mic26-27
Product: MICOS complex subunit 26/27
Biological process (GO): cristae formation
Cellular component (GO): MICOS complex
Source: RefSeq, a predicted model, not a curated record